CUCAGACACCAUCACAACCCGCACACCGCAAGAAGCGUCGCUGUCCAGCAUGUCCCGCCGCUCAGAACGCACUCCAGCGCCGUCCUCCGUCCUGGAGCAGCCCUCAUAUGUCUCCAUCGGCACGCCACAGCCUCAGGAUCUCUCGCAAGUCCGCGCAAAAGAUCGCAAUUCAUACCAGCCUCUGUGGAAGCAGGAGGUACGAGACGAACAGGGCCGCAAGAGAUUUCAUGGAGCCUUCACUGGCGGAUUCUCUGCCGGCCACUUCAAUACCGUUGGAUCCAAGGAAGGAUGGCAGCCCAAACAGUUCGUGACCUCGCGAAGCAGCCGCACGAAUGUCGGCCGUCAGUCGAAGGAGGACUUUAUGGACGAGGAAGAUCUGGAGGAGUUCACUGGCGGCAGAGGCAACCUGGCCCUGUCAGAACAGUACGGAUCAGCAGAACGCGAGGCCCUCAAACGAAAGGCCAUAACAGCCGGGAUUGUGUCCGAGAGCGAGGGCGGCACUCUAGCUCUGUCGUCGAGCGUGGUCGAGGAUCUCAUCGGGCCAACGGCAGACCCGAUCGGCAUCAAGUUACUGCGACAAAUGGGCUGGCGCGAAGGCCAGGGUAUCGGAGCACGGGUUUCGUUCAAGCGCAAGGCCCAUGGAAGCCGAGACACAUAUGAGGACGACAUCCAUGCGACGGGGCAUUCGUUCGCGCCAACCGACACAGCAUUGCUUGUCGUGAAGCAGAAAACGGAUGUGUUUGGAAUCGGGUUUGAUCCUCUCAAAAAUGCUCCCGAGUUCAGUCGUUCACAUGGCUCAGGACGCCCAGGCGCAUCAGGGCCUCAAGACGACGGGAAGCGAUUCAUGGGAAUCAAAGGAAGUAUGGGAGUCGGUGUCCUUGACGACGAUGGCGAUGAUGAAGACGUCUAUGGAGUGCGAUCCAAAAGCGAAUACCAUGCCGACUUGGGGGACCAUGACCUUGUGGCAAGGUUUCACGACCAAGAGACGACUGAGGUGCCUCAGCCACGGACCAGGAUAACGCAGCAUGUAUCUGCCAAGAUUGGAGGUGCGUUUGGACGCACGCAUUGCCGAGACGGCCGCGUUCCACCCGACGGCUUCGUCCUUGGAGCCGAUGGUGACCUGGACGAGGAGUGGUUCUCACCGCCGUCGGUGCCAGACGACUUCAACGAACAGCAUAUCUUUGCUGCAGACAAAGACUCGGACCGACCGCGGGUUCCUGACGACGAUCGCAGGCCCAAGCAGCUCUCAGCCGAUGAUCGGCGGGACAUUCUCGGUGAAGAAGCCCUCAAGGGUCCAUCGCGGUCCGUAUUCUCGUACAUGUCCAUCCAGCAGCAGGACAAGCUGACAGACUUCCUCAGCCAAGUCUCCCGGACAAAGGAUGGGUCGGUCGAGGAGGUUUCUGGAGCCCCCAAGGUCGAAAAGGAUGUGGCGCUGAUGGCGCUGAAGGGGUUCAUUCCCUUUGCAAACGAGCCGGAAAAGCAGGCACGGUACAAGCGCUUCCUGGAAUUCAAGGCUGGACUGCAGACAGAGAUCAUACCCUGUCCCGCGAGCUUUACCCGAAACGAAGCUGAGCACGAGAUUCGAGAGUUCAGCAAGGCGGCGUUGAUUUACAAGCCCAUGUCGUCAAUGAUGUCCUCGAGGUUUGUCUCGAGCAGCGACGGAGGACUGGGUUCUGGUGCAAGCGACUCGAAGCCAACGAAAACUCGCAACUACGGUGCCGAAACCCGCAGCAAAGCCACCUGGUAUCCAAAGCGGCUGCUGUGCAAACGGUUCAAUGUUGCAGCGCCCCACCCGGAUCGGGCUGAUCAGGACGAAUCGGGCAGACCCGACGAGGACAAGAGCAUCCUCAACAAAAAGACAAUGGAGAAGCUGCUCCAGGCCGCGGACAAGAGCCGAUCCGAAGCCCGCAUCAGCAAGCUCGAGUCGCACACAGACACCGCCCGUCCAUCGCUCUCGAGUCCGCCAGCAGAGGCUGUCACUCCGGAACAGGGUGUCAUGAACGACCUGAAUGUGGAGCGGCCGCCGAUGGACAUUUUCAAGGCCAUAUUUGACGAUAGCGACAGCGAUAACUCGGACGACGAAACAGGACCGACUACCCGUUCAGCAGAACUGCAAUUGCCUGCUCCUCGACCGUCUGUACAAUCCACCACGGCCGACAAAGCAAGAGAGGAGGAGACCGUGCCUCUCCCCCCUCCGACAUUCCGCCCUCUGUUUACAAAGAAAAAAACGGAUAGUGGAGGCGAGCCUGCCCUGGGCAAAUCCGCCGAUGCCAAGAAGAGGCUGUCGAGCACGGCCAAGGGAUCGCUCAGGAUCGCCUCGAUUGCCGAGUGGGAUGAGGAGCCCGUUGUCGACAAGAAGAAGCUCAAGCUCCAUUUCUCCGGCUCUGGGCACGCCUCAGGAUCGUCGGCAAGUGCCCCCGCACCCGAUACCACCCCAGAGCCACCGACGGUUCAGUCGAUCCCAACCAUGCCACAAACCACUGCAGCAGCCCACCAGGCAGUCGAGACGAUCCAGGAAACGUCCGGAAAGCCCCAGGUUGUACCCCACGCUGCCUCCCGACGGGCGCCCGGCGAUGUGCCCGACAAGCCACAUAGUCUGUCCGGAGAACAGGCCGCGACUCAGACACAGCCCGACGAAGCCUCCGCUGGCAGCAGAGCUCGACACGGCAAGGUCGCGUCUGAUGGCGCAAGCGACGACUCGGGGUCGAGCGAAUCCGAGAGCGGUGGCCGGAAUGACGGCGAUGCAAAGAAACGGAAGCGAUCAUCGUCCAAGAAAGAGAAGAGCAAGAAGAAGAAGGAUAAGAAGGAUAAGAAGAAGGACGAGAAGAGGUCACCCAGUAAAAGCCGACACCGUGACCGCGACCGGGAGCGCGACAGCAGCUCAAAGAAAAGCAAGCACCGAUCGCAGCGAUAUGGCCGACACGCCGACAGCAACGACGAGAGCGAGGAGGAAGAUUAUCGCCGGUUUGCCGAGUCGCUGGGACGCACAGUCGCCCCAGAGAGCUCGCAGAGCAGCAAGCGGGAGCGCGAGGCGGACCGACCGCAAUCCGAAGCGGCCCCGACGCCAAAGUAUGCGCGGGUGAACCGGCCCUCGGCUGCCGACUUCAUGUGAGGCAACGGCGGGUGGGCGGGCGGAGGACGAGCGGAGAAUCGCGACGGCGACGGUCACGUGUGUUGACUUGACGCGCAACAAGGACAAAUUUGACACGCGA
This is a messenger RNA of Polychytrium aggregatum, 3212 nucleotides long. RefSeq lists its product as uncharacterized. Bases 50 to 3112 code for a protein of 1020 amino acids. Gene Ontology annotation, cellular component: nucleus. The record is from RefSeq and is a predicted model, not a curated record. Gene Ontology annotation, molecular function: RNA binding. Lineage: Eukaryota; Fungi; Chytridiomycota; Chytridiomycetes; Polychytriales. Gene Ontology annotation, biological process: mRNA processing. The transcript is spliced from 9 exons.